Messenger RNA from Trichoplusia ni (cabbage looper), 4314 nucleotides. Its product is annotated as toll-like receptor 7. Gene Ontology annotation, molecular function: protein binding. Bases 251 to 3958 code for a protein of 1235 amino acids. The transcript has 2 exons. The record is from RefSeq and is a predicted model, not a curated record. Gene Ontology annotation, biological process: signal transduction. NCBI's taxonomy places the organism in Eukaryota, Metazoa, Arthropoda, Insecta, Lepidoptera, Noctuidae.
AUUUUAUAUGCUUAGGUUUGUGGGUUGCAUGCAGUUUUUUUGUCUUUUCCUAAUUAAUUUCAGGACGUUAGUCGUAAUGCAGUCUGUUGUAUGCACAAGGUGCAAGUUCGAUUCCAGCGCCAGUGUCACUUUUUUAAAGUCAUAUGUAAAGUACUUACUAGUCCUGAAAUGUUAUGUGGUAGAAAGCAUCGUGAAGUGAAACCUGGAUCGAGGCCCCGUACUUGCCAGUUCAACGGUCUUACCACUUGUGAUGGGCGCGGCGCUUACGGAAGCGCCUGACGAUGCAGAUGUUUGUUUCCGUGUGUCCGGUGAGAAUGGUUUGGUGGAGUGCAACGUACGGACGCUGUCGUCCGACAGGGACGUAGCCGGUUCGAUGCACUCGGACGGCGCGGAGCGGCUCGCGAUCCGCUGCAGCCCGCUGCUGCUCGAGAGCACGCUGCGGGACCACCACUUCGGCAGAAUGCAAGGUUUGGCGGAGAUAACCAUAGAUAACUGCAAAGUGCUGCGCCUGCCCGGCAACGUGUUCGAGGGCCUGCGAGGCUUGAAAACUUUGAAAAUUCGUACUAUGAACAACGCAUGGAGCAACAACAAAGAAUUGGAGCUGUCUCUCGGAGCAUUCAACGGCCUGAGGGAACUGCAUACGUUAGACCUGCCGUACAACAACAUAAGAAAGAUACCAUCGGACCUGUUCUGUGCGUUGGAAAAUAUAAUUUCACUUAAUUUAACGCACAACAAAAUCAAGUUUGUCGAUGAACUGGGUUUCGGUCAUAAAUGCGGGUCCACAUUGCAGACUAUAGAUUUAAGUUAUAACGACAUCAUGUCGCUGCCAGCUGACUCGGAAAUUUUACAUUUACGCCGGUUGACACAGUUAUUUCUCCAAAAUAAUAAAAUUAAUGAGUUGCCCGGCGAAGUUUUUAGUGACUUACUGUCGUUAAAAGUUGUGAACCUUUCGGAUAAUGCUAUUAGUUAUUUACCAGAAGGAUUAUUUUAUAACACUAGGGAAAUUCGGGAAAUUUAUAUACAAAAUAAUGAACUGGAAACUUUGCCUAAGAGAAUAUUUAAUCGGUUGGAACAAUUGCUCGUUUUAGAUCUUUCGGUGAAUAAAUUGAGGAGCGACCACAUAGAAGAUGAAACGUUUGGUGGUCUAAUAAGAUUAAUCGUGCUUGACCUGUCGCAUAAUGCUGUCGCACGGAUCACACGCAACAUGUUCAAAGACUUGUUUUUUUUACAAAUUUUGAAUCUGUACAAUAACUCCAUAGGGUUCAUAGAGGACAAUGCGUUCUCACCGCUUUUUAAUCUUCACACACUGAAUUUAGGUCAGAAUAAAUUACAAGCUAUUGAAGACCAAAUAUUUAAUGGAUUGUUCAUAUUGAAUAAAUUAAAUUUAAAUAAUAACUUACUGUCUUAUAUCAGUGAGAACGCAUUUAAAAACUGUUCCGAUUUGAAGGAAUUAGAUCUGAGUUCUAAUAAAAUGACGAAAGUACCAGAAGCCAUAAUGCAAUUACCGUUCUUGAAAUCGCUAGACUUAGGCGAAAACUUAUUAAUUGAGAUAGCAAACAACUCAUUCCAAAACCUAUCGCAACUGACCGGGUUACGUUUAAUCGACAAUCAAAUUGGAAACCUUACCGCGGGUAUGUUCUGGGGCCUGCCGAGCCUGCAAGUACUCAAUUUGGCGAAAAACAAAAUACAGUCGAUCGAAACAGAAACCUUUCAAAAGAAUACCCAAUUGGAAGCCGUUCGAUUGGAUGGCAACUUCAUUUCUGACAUUAACGGCGUGUUUGUGGCUCUGACUAAACUGUUAUGGCUUAAUUUAUCCGAGAAUCAUUUAGUCUGGUUUGACUACGCGUUUAUUCCUGGCAGCUUGAAAUGGUUGGACAUACACAAUAAUUUUAUAGAAAUUCUUGGAAAUUACUACAAAAUACAAAACGAGCUACACGUGAAAACAUUAGACGCCAGUCAUAAUCGUUUAGUUACUCUGUCGCCGAUGUCUAUACCGAAUAGUGUGGAGCUAUUGUUUAUAAAUAAUAAUUUUCUUACGAGUAUAGAUUCAGACACAUUCCUUGAAAAGAGAAAUUUAACUCGCGUUGAUAUGUAUGCCAAUGAGAUUGAAAGUUUGGACAUAAAUAGUUUGCGUGUUUCGAGAGUGGCUGACGAACGCGUGCUGCCCGAGUUUUACAUUAGCGGUAAUCCCUUUCGUUGCGAUUGCACAAUGAAAUGGCUUUUGCUCAUCAAUUCCAUUACGAGCCGGGAGUACCCGCGCGUGAUGGACUUGGAGAAUGUAAUCUGCAAGGAAUCCUACGUACGCGGUGUGAAAUAUCUCCCGGUCAGUUCCCUCCACAUAAAAGACUUUUUGUGUAAAUACGACAGUUAUUGUCCGGAUGGUUGUCAUUGUUGCGAUUUCAAUAACUGUAACUGCAAGACAUUGUGCCCAAUUAAUUGUUCAUGUUAUCACGAUUCAUCAAAGAGUACGAGCGUUGUCGAUUGCUCAGUCAAACAAUUGAAGGCGAUUCCUCACAAUUUUCCGUUAGAUGCAACUCACAUUUAUCUGGAUGGCAAUGUUUAUAGUGAACUUAACGAGUCUGUUUUCGAUUCAAUGAGCAAAGCUGUCGUUGUAUAUCUAAACGCAAGUAAUAUUAUAAACAUACACAACAAUACGUUCAGUCGACUCAGGGAUCUAAGAAUACUACACUUAGACAACAACAAACUGAAACAAUUACGGGGUCUCGAGUUCUCAAAGCUAAGCAACUUAAAAGAACUGUAUCUUCAAAGUAAUUUAAUUGAGUACAUUUCAAAUGAAACUUUUUCUCUUUUGGGAGCUCUAGAAGUUUUGCGGCUGGACGGAAACAGACUCGUGAAGUAUGGUCUGUGGCAUUUAGACAACAACAAAAAGUUACAAACAUUAUACAUUGGCAGUAACAACUGGUCCUGUGAUUGUAAAUAUUUGCAAGGCUUUUUGACUUAUGUAUCGCAAAAUGUUGAGAAAAUUGUUGAUAUUCCAAACCUAUGGUGUGUGAAUGAGAACAUGAACCCAGCAAAGAAGCCAUUGAAUUUAAAUGUGUCAGUUUGCAGUGAAAUAAGCGAUUCCUCGAUGAUAAGCGCGUUCUUCGUCUCUCACAACUUGCCAUUACUGGCCUCGGCUUUGACUGGGUUCAUGCUUAUUUUAUUAAUAUUAGCUUUAGUAUUCACAUUUAGAUACGCUUGUAGAAUGUGGUUGUAUUCGAAUUGCGGAAUUAAGCUCUCCCCCCUAGCGGGCGCUUUUAAGGAUGCUGAUAAGCUUUACGACGCAUAUAUUUGUUAUAGCCCUAAAGACGAGGAGUUCGUUGUGGAAUCGCUCGCUCGUGAACUAGAGACCGGUUAUCCGUCAUACCAUCUCUGCCUACACUACCGAGACGUUCCGCAGUUCGAGGCGACUUACGCUCAGUUCCCCGACUUGGUGGUCGAGGCCACCGAGGCGUCGAGGCGUAUCAUAGUAGUUUUAACAAAGAACUUUAUCUCGACCGAGUGGUCACAGAUAGAGUUCCGACAAGCUUUACAGAAAGCGCUUCGGAAGAAUCCACAUAAAUUAAUAAUAGUGAGCGUCGGGCUCAUCCCACGAGAUCCGGAGUUGAAGUCAUAUUUCAAAACGGGUUUGGAGAUAACGUGGAAAGAGAAACGGUUCUGGGAGAGGUUACGCUAUGCCAUGCCUUCAUCUAAGCGACAUGGACAGAAAUUAAAAAGACUUAAUUAUGGAAGAAAUUCCAACACUUAUACUAUGGACGCGUCUGUGCUGAACAGUACUUGCCAGACGCUGUGCGGCAAGUCUGCCAACUCAGCGGAGCGCUCGCCGUGCGACCGGCCGCUGUCCGAGCACAUCUACUCCACGAUAGACUCGGACUACUCGUCCACCGACUUCCAAGGCCGGCACAACCAGCCCCAGUCCGUGGUGUUCCAGCACACUGUACAAACGUACCUGGUAUGAAGGACCUCAGACACUAACUCCAACGAUCUCCUGAAUAUUGAUCUGUAGGUCUUAGAAUUAGCCUUAGGCGAACGCUAAAGAACUUGUUUUGUUAUAGACGAAAAUCGUCCCAAGUUGUAAAUAUUUAUAGAACUUUAUAAUCUACGAGUAUCUUUAAUAGCAUAUGUGUAACUUUUGUACAAUAACGAUACCAAAUUUUCGCAUUUGAAAAGGUUUGCUUCUUCGUAUUUAUUAUAAUUUUUAAAUAAAAUAAAAUGUUUUUAAGUAUUAAUCGGAAAGACUGUAAAUUAUUGUGUAGUUGUAAUUCAAUUGGCUGAUGUUUGUAUAGAUAUGUAAUUAAAGAAAUUUAUAAACGA